Cotesia congregata is the source of this 222-nucleotide messenger RNA. Lineage: Eukaryota; Metazoa; Arthropoda; Insecta; Hymenoptera; Braconidae. The record is from the annotation of a GenBank genome assembly.
AUGAAUGUUCGUUUAGCGGAAGAAUUAUUCUCUAAACCAUUAAGAGUUGCUAUGAUGACUUGGCAAAACGAUUGCACCGAACUGAAAGAUAGUGGACCCACUAUCAAAUUUAUGGAAAGAGUAGAUAAUUUGAUAAAGGCGAUGAGUUCUCGCACUCCUGAAUCUGCUUUACGUUCUAAUGACGAAUGUCCAAUGAGACAGGUAUUGUAUUAUUUUCAAUAA